UUCAAUUGAAUUGAUUAAAACUACGAUACUCCUUUCUCACCAAUUGAAGAAAGAAUAUUGAAAGUGGUUGACUAAGUUUGCCUUUUAAGUUCAUUAAAACUACAUUAUUUUGAUAUCAUAUACUGCGAAUAACCAGCAAAGUAUAACGCUGCGAUUUCAGCAGGGACGAGCUCGGCGUAAUGAAAUUCAAAGUUCGAACACCCAAAACCCUAAUGAGAAAAUUCCUAACUAAAGCCUUCUCCUCCUCCUCCUCUGUAACCCCUAUUCUUCAACCUCCGUGCCACAAUGGCAGCCUUCGAUUGCCGCUCUUCCCGCCCCCAAUCCCUCCAAACCUGGGCCAAAUUCCACAUAUCAGCUCAAUUUCCAGGUGGGUUUUCACAAAUUCUGUCCCACCGCCAGAGUGGGUUCAACCCUUUAUCGACGUCUCCGAUCUCAUCACAGACCCCAAAAACCUCCAGCCCUCGCCCUGGGUUCGCCAAAUUCUCAACCUCUUGGAGAAUUCCCCCAGCAUGGAGCACAACUUGGAGACUUAUUGCCGCAGGUUCCUGAUCAAAUUGUCGCCCAGCUUCGUGGCUUUCAUGUUGUGUUCCGAGCCGCUUCGCGACCGGUUUGACGUGGCUCUGCGGUUCUUCCAUUGGGCCGGUAAGCAAAGGGGUUAUGCUCAUAAUCUUGAAUGCUAUGUUUCUUUGAUCGAUGUACUGUCUGCGUCUGGUGAUAUGGAUAGAAUUAGAGGCGUGUUUGCUGAACUUAAGGGUAGGGGAUUCUUGAUGAAUGUCUCAUCGGCGAAUUCUUUGAUCAGAAGUUUUGGAGGUCUGGGAAUGGUGGAGGAGCUGUUGUGGGUGUGGCGUCAAAUGAAGGAAAAUGGGAUUGAACCGAGUUUGUACACGUAUAACUUUUUGAUGAAUGGGUUGGUGAAUUCGCUGUUUAUUGAAUCUGCAGAGCGGGUUUUUGAGGUGAUGGAAGGUGGGAAAAUUAGCCCAGAUUUGGUGACAUAUAACACAAUGAUUAAAGGGUAUUGUAAGUUGGGAAAGACCCAGAAAGCAAUGGAGAAAUUUAGAGAUAUGGAGGUGAGAAAUGUGCAACCUGAUAAGAUCACUUACUUAACUUUGAUGCAGGCGUGCUAUUCAGAAGGGGAUUUUGAUUAUUGUUUGAGUCUUUACCAGGAAAUGGAAGAGAAAGAAUUGCAGAUUCCUCCUCAUGCUUAUAGUUUAGUCAUCGGAGGGCUUUGCAAGGAUGGAAAGUAUUUGGAAGCCUAUGUUGUUUUUGAAAAUAUGAUUCAGAGAGGUUGUAAAGCUAAUGUGGCAAUAUUUACUUCUUUGAUUGAUUCAUAUGCAAAAUGUGGGAACAUGUCAGAGGCUCUAAGACUUUUUGAGAGAAUGAAGACCGAUGGGUUUGAGCCUGAUGAAGUAACCUAUGCAGUAAUUGUUAAUGGUUUAUGUAAAAGUGCAAGGGUGGAGGAGGCUGUGGAGUAUUUUGAAUUCUGUAAAGGAAACAAUGUUUCAGUUAAUGCUGUCUUCUACUCAACUCUUAUUGAUGGUCUUGGGAAGGCUGGAAGAAUAGAUGAAGCUGAGAAACUUUUUGAAGAAAUGGUUGAGAAGGGAUGCACACCGGAUUCUUAUUGCUAUAAUGCACUUAUUGAUGCUUUAGCUAAGAGCAGUAAGAUUGAUGAAGCAUUAGUGCUCUUUAAGAAAAUGGAAGAUGAAGGUUGUGGCCAGACUGUGUAUACGUAUACCAUAUUAAUCAGUGGAUUAUUCAAAGACCAUAGAAAUGAGGAAGCAUUGAAGUUGUGGGAUUUGAUGAUUGAUAAGGGUAUUACUCCUACUUCGGCUUGUUUUAGAGCUCUUUCAAUUGGCCUUUGCCUUUCAGGCAAAGUAGCAAGAGCUUGCAAAAUUCUUGAUGAGUUAGCACCAAUGGGGAUAAUUCCAGAAGCAGCUUUUGAAGAUAUGAUCAAUGUUUUGUGCAAAGCUGGCCGUAUUGAGCAGGCUUGCAAGUUGGCUGAUGGAAUUGUCGAUAGGGGUCGAGAAAUACCAGGGAGAACUCGCACAAUUUUAAUAAAUGCCUUGAGGAAAGCAGGCAAUGCAGAUUUGGCCAUGAAGUUGAUGCAUAGUAAGAUCGGGAUUGGGUAUGACAGGAUGGGUAGCAUUAAAAGAAGGGUGAAGUUUCGAGUUUUGAUGGAUAGUUGAUUCUUAGAUUAUGGGUGUUGUAACACCUUGCUCCCCUGGAGCGUUAAAAAUUACUAUAUAGCUCGUGAAUGAUAAAUGGAAAAUAUGGGCUCCAGAGGUUCAAUUGAAGGGAUAUUUCCGCACCCAUAAGAGUUUAUGUGAUAAGUUACAUGAAGUAAGAGAGGUUGGUGACAACUUUGAUCAGAUUGACGGCUGUAUGAGACAGAUGAAAUGUCUAGCUCUUCUCCACCCUAGGACAAGAGGACAGAAUUACGAUUACGUAAGGCAACUUAGCAUUUCCCCAAGUUUUUUGGUAAUCAGUAACGCUUUGGGAGAGCAGGGCAUGACAUGUGAACUGGAUGCUUUGAGGUUUUGUGUGUGCUUGGAACCUCCUAGGAAGGAAUACAAGGACCUUUGCUCUAACUCUUAAGACAUGGAGUAAAAAAGGUUGCACAUUUUGCUACCUGGACCGGAUCAACUUAGACUAUUUAACACAGCAUGCCACUCUUGCAAUGGGAUCCUUUUUGUGUUCCAAAGGUUACUGCUUAUGUAUUUAUGUUUUGGACCAGCUUUUGGUACUGGGUUGUGGUGUUCUGUUUGCAGCGACAGUAGAUUAUCAAGCAUCUGAUACGAUUAGAAGUAAUGUUUCUGAAGCACCAAAAGCCUUGUUUACUGCAUCAUCCAUGGACUGUCAGUACGUGGAAGGAGGAUUGUCACUAGAAUUCACAAUCUCCAGGCCUAAGUUAAAUGGAGUUUGGUGUAGGUUAUGAAUUUUAAAAUUCUUUAAGCAGCCAAAUUUGCAAUGCUGAAAAGAAAGUUGCUUCAUCGUCGUAUAAGGGAAAAAUUACUGUUUGCCAACUGAACUACAUAAAGAACAUGUAUCCUAAUUUGAUUAGGGUGCUUCUGAGAUCUAAAGAUGAGUCUUCUGCUGCCGGGUCCGCUAGUGUGAAAUGCACUUGACAUUGCUGAUGCAUGUUAAGCUGGCAUUUCCAUGUUUUGAACUUCUGACACCCACGUUGCUGUGGUUUGACGGGGAAGAAGUAUGCUUGUUGGGUUUGUUAUUUGGGCUGGUAUGCCUAAUAUUACCCAACAACGGACAGCCAGAAAGACCUCUUAUAGUCCUUCCAAUUUUCUGACGCGGAACGUGAUAUCUACUGUCCUGGACAAGCAAGAAGGAAUGUCAUGGCAAAAGUGAUUUCCCAACCAAAUUCAAGGUAAACCCUAUCCAAUUUAUCUCCAUCCAGGAUUCCUCGAUGAGUCCUUGCUCGAAUUUGCUUUAACAACCACUGAUAAAGUUAACGUCAGCAAGAGUGACUGAAUAACAAAGUGAUAGCUUCUCAACUAGAAUACUAGAUCGCUUGCACGAUAUGCUGUCUUUUUCUUUACUAAGGAGUAAGGAUUGCUUUUCCUUGUCCCUUCUUUUUCUACUAGCGGAUAAGAUUGUAGUGGUAACCUUUCAAUUCCCUACCGAACUUACAAAAGUCAGCUUUUGAUCGAGCUUAUUGAGAAAUAUCCCGGGAUGCUGUUGAACCAACAUGCAUCUCAUUUUUCGACA
Messenger RNA from Diospyros lotus (date-plum), 3717 nucleotides. RefSeq names its product pentatricopeptide repeat-containing protein At1g03560, mitochondrial. Lineage: Eukaryota; Viridiplantae; Streptophyta; Magnoliopsida; Ericales; Ebenaceae. The transcript is spliced from 3 exons. The record is from RefSeq and is a predicted model, not a curated record. Bases 180 to 2183 code for a protein of 667 amino acids. Gene Ontology annotation, molecular function: protein binding.